Molecule: messenger RNA, 1573 nt
Organism: Glycine soja
Lineage: Eukaryota; Viridiplantae; Streptophyta; Magnoliopsida; Fabales; Fabaceae
Product: protein COFACTOR ASSEMBLY OF COMPLEX C SUBUNIT B CCB2, chloroplastic
Exons: 7
Coding region: 123-986 (287 amino acids)
Biological process (GO): cytochrome b6f complex assembly
Source: RefSeq, a predicted model, not a curated record
UCCAAACUCCAUCCGACAUGUGAACACCCGUGUCCAACAACUCAUAGUUGGGGUUCUAUCCACCCAAGUGUUUCUCACACACAAACUCUGCUUGCUUUGGCAAACGUUAGCCAGACACAAACAUGAACAUAGUCUGUUUCAAACCCUGCAUUCCUUCCUCAUUACUAUGCCCCAGAACCAGCUUCAGAAAAUUCCCACUAACAAUUCCACGUUUCAGUCUUCAAGAUUCUCAGCAGCAGCAGCAGCAACAACAACAACAACAACUCAACCUCUCCGUUCUUCGCUUCACAUUGGGGAUUCCAGGGUUGGAUGAGUCUUACUUGCCCAGAUGGAUUGGUUAUGGCUUUGGUUCACUUCUGCUCUUGAAUCACUUUCUUGGGUCUGACUCAGCCACUGUUACACCGGCUCAGCUUAGUACAGAGGUUUUGGGUCUGUCUUUGGCUUCCUUCUCGAUUGUGCUGCCUUACCUUGGUAAAUUUCUCAAGGGUGCUCAACCAGUGGAUGAAAAGACUAUACCGGAUGGUACAGAGCAAAUAUUUGUCAUGUCAACAGAUAGAGUGGAUGGCCUGAAGGAGGACCUGGCUUGGGCAUCAUAUGUUCUGUUGUGCAAUACAAAUGCCAUAGCUAUGCUAAUUUUUAUUCAAGGAGAAAUAUGUGCAAGGGGAUACUGGAACAUACCGGAUGAUACAUCAAAAGAAAUUCUUCCUGGUUGGUUUAAGAAAAAAAUUGAAAAUGCUGGCCUAUAUGAUUUGAAAGACACCCUAUAUUUUCCUCAAGAUGCAGAUUCUGAAUUUCAGGAUCUGGUACCUAUAGGGACUCGCUGUCUUCUAAUCCAACCAGUGUUACAAGUUUCUAAUGAAAGUGAUACUGGCUUGCAAAAACCUGGGGGAUUCAUUCUGCUGGCCUCAACUACAAGAUAUGCAUUUAGCAAUAAAGACAAAGCCUGGAUUGCAGCCGUGGCAAACAAAUUUAGAGGAAAGGUUUAACCAUCUGAUUACCUACUGCAAUGCAAGAGUAUCUGGAGUACAAAGAAAAUGAAGCAUGAAAUCUAUGUGAUACAGGGCAAUGGAUUGCAUAGGAUUUAACAGCUCAAAAUCCGGAUUUUCUCGGUUAAAUUAAGGGAAGAAAUUAGAAAAUGAAGACUCGUGUGGAAUAUGUGAUGGCGAGGUUGAUUUGCAAGAAUUAGGAUGUGGAUGGUCGUCAGUGGCAGUUUUUGUGUUAUGAACAGUACUUGUGAAUUUUGGAAAAGUGGGUGCAUUGAAUCAAUAAUUAUGGAAAAGUCGGCGCAUUGAAUCAAAGGAGGCAUCUCAAAUUUGAAAAAUUAACAUUAUGCAUAUAUAUAACUUGGUCUUCCUGUUGUAGUUAUCUUGUUAAUGAUAUAAGAAAUUUGGGUUAGCCAUGUUCUAGUUUUUUUUGUCCGAGUCCCAUACUAGCUACUCUAUACUCUUAUCACCAUAUCAACAAAAUGCUCCAUGAUGCAUGAGCUCUGAGUUCUAUUUGUAUAUACGAAAUAAUCAUUCAUGAAUUUCAUUGGAUCAUUGUUGAUUUGUCUAAUGAACUUUCAUUCAUGCUA